AUGGCGCAUGUACGCACCAUUGAAGAAAUCGCAGCCAUGAUGGAGCUCCAUUCUUCGGAAUGGUGCCCUAAAGCCACGAAGGCUGUUGUCAGCGAAAGAGCUGCGAAGCGGCGAAGGCUCGAGCUGGUGGGUAGAAAUAAUGAGACGGAGUACUAUUAUAUUCCUGGUAG
Molecule: messenger RNA, 170 nt
Organism: Loa loa (African eye worm)
Lineage: Eukaryota; Metazoa; Nematoda; Chromadorea; Rhabditida; Onchocercidae
Exons: 1
Source: RefSeq, a predicted model, not a curated record